AUGGCGAUGGAGAUGAUUCCGAUGGACGUGGUGACGGGGGAGAUCCUUACGAGACUGCCUGUUAAAUCUCUGAUGAGAUUCAAGUGCGCCUCAAAGCUUUGGUCAGAUCUCAUCAGAUCACGAAAUUUCAACAAACGUUUCCUCACGGUCGCAUCCCCUCGUCUUUACAUGUGUUUAUCGGAUGUCGGCUACCACCCUGAAAAUGUGAUCCUAUCAUUGGCACCAGACACAACUACUUGUUCCUCAUCCUUUGUUGUCGACAACGACCUGACCAUCCCACGAAAGGGAGGAUACAUCUUGCAAAGCCUUGGUGGCUUCAUGUGCUACCUCUUUUGGGACAACCUUCGCAUCUAUAGCCCUGCCACUAGACAACUUGUCACCUUACCCACCAUCAAGUACAACCGAAAACUUGACAAUUUCUUCUACUACUAUUUUGGACACGAUCCUGUUGACGACCAGUACAAAGCAAUCUGCUCGAUUGCGCCAUACGUGAAUGUGAUGGCAGAGCAUUGGGUCUUUGUCCUAAAAGCAGGAGGUUCGUGGAAAAAGUUGGCUCCUCCAACUACACCGGACUUCUGUACUCACGCUCCUGACAGACGAGGAGAGUUCAGAAUGAUCCCAAUACCUCGCGUGGACGGAGAUGAUCUGCUCCCUAGAAGGCUCAAGUAUCUGAAACUUGUAGAGUAUGGCCGAAAAGCAACUCUCCUUGACCAUACCAAUCUUAGAGACAAGGGCAUGCUUACUUUGUGGGACGUGCAAGACAAGGCAUGGUCAUGCAAGACUCUGGUUUUGCGGCCUUGUCAGCUGCAUUUGGUCAAAAACACUGAGUUCGAUGUCAAAGGUACAACUCAAAGUGGCAAGCUUUUUUUGAUACCACGUGAUUUGAUUUCACCCUUUCACAUCCUCUGUUAUGAUCUGCAAAGCAAUGACAUGAGAAGGGUUGAAAUCAAGGGAUUACCGAACCACUGGCUUAGAAAAGACAAAGCGGACAGACGUUUUGACUUAAUGUUUAUGGAUCAGAGUGAGAGCGUCAUGCACUUGGAGACUUGA
Thlaspi arvense is the source of this 1050-nucleotide messenger RNA. Lineage: Eukaryota; Viridiplantae; Streptophyta; Magnoliopsida; Brassicales; Brassicaceae. The record is from the annotation of a GenBank genome assembly.